CCUUUAUGUACACAUGGUACAGUCCAUUUGAACAGGAGACUGUAGUUAUCGUCACUACAGAGUUAAAGUUAUUUCCUUUGGCUUUUCACGUAGAAAAAUCCGAUUUAGCUUUAUUUCAUUAUGUCUGUUAUAAAGAAGGGAGAUUUAACCGACACUGAAAAAGAGCUCCUGGUGGUUAUUGCUGCAGGAAAUGUACAGGAAGCUUCAAGAUUGCUUGGCUCGAAGGAUGUCAGAGUGAACUGCCUGGAUGAGUAUGGCAUGACUCCUCUCAUGCAUGCUGCGUAUAAGGGCAAGGCAGAUAUGUGUAAGCUGCUGCUGCAACAUGGGGCAGACGUCAACUGCAAUGAGCAUGAGCACGGCUACACUGCUCUCAUGUUCGCAGGACUAUCGGGGAAGACUGAUAUCACAUGGAUGAUGUUAGAUGCUGGAGCAGAGACUGAUGUGGUGAACUCUGUAGGCAGAUCGGCAGCACAAAUGGCUGCUUUUGUAGGGCAGCACGACUGUGUGACCGUUAUCAAUAACUUCUUCUCCAGAAAGAGGCUCGACUACUACACAAAACUGCAGGGCUUAGAAAAAGAGCCAAAACUGCCUCCUAAACUGGCUGGACCUUUGCACAAAAUUAUCAUGAGCAUAAAUCUUAACCCUGUCAAGGUGGUGAUGCUGGUGAAGGAAAAUCCUCUACUCUUGGAUGUAGAGGCUCUUGAGAAGUGCCGUAAAGUGAUGGAGCUGAUCUGUGAGAAAUGUGUAAAGCAGCAGGACAUGAACGAGGUGCUGGCCAUGAAGAUGCACUACAUCAGUUGUGUUCUGCAGAAAUGUAGCGCCUUCCUCAAAGACCGGCAGGAUAAACUAGAUGGCUUAAUUAAGUGCCUACUAAAGGGGCGAGACAGCGACUGCUUCCCGGAGUUCCAAGAAAAAUUUAUCCGGGAGUGCAUCCGGAAAUUUCCUUACUGCGAUGCUACGCUACUCCAGCAGCUUGUCAGAAGUAUAGCUCCUGUGGAAAUAGGCAAUGACCCCACAGCUUUGUCAGUGCUCACCCAAGCUAUCACAGGGCAGGUGGGCUUCAUGGACGCUGAAUUCUGCACCACCUGUGGGGAGAAGGGAGCAGAAAAGAGGUGCUCCAUCUGCAAAAUGGUUAUCUAUUGCAACCAAGAUUGCCAGAAGAUGCACUGGUUCACCCAUAAGAAGAUCUGCAAGAAACUUCAGGAGCAGAGGCAGAAACAAGAGGCUGAAUCAGCCAAGCGACUAGAGAAACAGGCCAAAGACUCUGAGGAGAAGAAAGCACUGGAAGAGACGAGCAGCAGCAUGGAAAAUCUUGCUGUCGAGCAGAGGGAAGUUACCAGCACAUCAGAUGUUCAAAAAGAAACUGAGAGCACCGACCCCAUUCAGAUAUCUUCAGACUGAGUCAUGCGGAUUAAACAGAGACAACGUUAACCCCAGUCAUUUCCCAAAAUCGCUGUCAAGUCCUGCCUUAGCCAGAACACUAUGAUGUACAUGUCGUCCAAAAUCUGGGGACCUCCUGAACUUUUCUGUCAGAGGAAGGGUUUUUGGAGCGUGAAAUCUGAUGGAAAAGCUAACAAAGCUUUCAUCACAUGCACAGGCUUUCCGUCAACACGUGACACGUUUUAUUGUAGCGUUUGUUCUUUUAUAGCUAACGUUAUGUAUGUGGUCAUGUGCAUCAAUAUUAGAUUUAGUAAGGAGAGUAUAUAUUUAUGACAGUCAGUCUUAAGUUAAACCUUAUGUUGCUACAGUAGGUAAUAUUGCAUAUAGAGGAUAAAGAUGUUGAAGCCUUUGCCUUAAACCAUGUUGGCAAGUCUGUAGUUUUGUCUUGGAUGAAAGACAUUACACCGCUACAGUAGAUUUAAGAACAUGUCACUAAAAGUAUAAUUAUUUUACGGGUCGAGCUGAUUUACUGUAAGUCCUCGUGCUGCAUUUGCACGUCUUGCUUUUUCAGAAACCUCACAAGACAUGAAAAGUCCAAAUUUGAAUGUUAAAAUUAGUGUGACAUGUUCCCAUAAUGAAGAUUCAGGGACAAUAGAUAGCAGUUGCAUACUCAUGCUUGCUAUGUUUUAAUGACAGUUGUGUAGAAAUCACAAUUUGCAGUCAGUGUGUGUUAUCUGAAUUUGACAGUAAGGAUUUUGGCUGCAGUUGAACUGUGCUCCUCCAGGGGGUGCUGCUGAGCUCUUAUGCUGCUCCAGUCCAGAGUAGAGAACUGCAUGAUGGAUCUCUGCAUGGCCCUGCGCUCACAGAGGUCUUCAAUCUCAUCAAAUGGGCAUCUGAAAAUACCAACCAGGACUUCAUCAAUGUUUACUUUUUUACUGGUUCUAGAAAAAUCCAUGCUUAUUAAAAUGAGCUUUUCGAUGCCA
Messenger RNA from Tachysurus fulvidraco (yellow catfish), 2363 nucleotides. It is a transcript of the gene ankmy2a, whose product is annotated as ankyrin repeat and MYND domain containing 2a. The coding region runs from base 121 to 1401 and encodes 426 amino acids. Gene Ontology annotation, molecular function: protein binding. The transcript has 10 exons. Gene Ontology annotation, biological process: regulation of smoothened signaling pathway. The record is from RefSeq and is a predicted model, not a curated record. Lineage: Eukaryota; Metazoa; Chordata; Actinopteri; Siluriformes; Bagridae.